This is a messenger RNA of Symbiodinium sp. CCMP2456, 660 nucleotides long. The record is from the annotation of a GenBank genome assembly. Lineage: Eukaryota; Dinophyceae; Suessiales; Symbiodiniaceae.
AUGAGCCCAGUUGAGAGGCUGGGGCUUUUGGAGCAGAUCACCGCCUUCGUGUCAGCUAUGGCCCUAUCGGAGUCGCGGAGCUUUUGGCCUUGCUACCGGGGCCAUCUGCUCUUGCCGCUCAUCCCGCGAUUUCACGAAAGCCUUCCGGCCUUUGCUUGGCCGUCCUUGGGUGGUUCCAAGAAGGUCACGGACGUCGUCCUGCUGUCUGCAGCCCCCCAGCCCAAACCCGUCAAGAAGGGCCCGCCUGUUUUGAUGCGAGCCGCGACGGCGCUACAAGCCAACUGGGCAGAUGCUGUCCGAGAUCUUCGGGAAACUGCUGGCCGACUGGCCGUUCAUGGCGACGAGCUGCUGCGAACCGUCCGCGAGGCCCUUUCGCUGGUCCGGGAGAUGCUCUCCCGGAGUCCGAGCGAAGCGAUCUCCAAGGCGGCCUUGCAUGGUGCCGAGUCGGCCUUGGAGGGAGUGGCGCCGAAGAUCGAGGAAUGGCAGGGUGCUGCUGCAGAGGCGAUGAACUGGGUCACGCAGGAGGACGUGCGACAGAAGGCCGGGGCAAUGCUCUCAGAAACACAUCCCGAGGGCAUGUUGAUUGUGCAGGAGCGAGUGGCCACAUCGCGGAGCAUUCAUCAAGCGUUGAAAGAGGCCUGUCGAACAGAGCUCGUUUGA